UGGGGUUUGUCGUCCAUGUCGCUUCAAUCUACCUACAGCUCUCUGCGUCGAUCUCGAUCCCGAUAACGAUCAUUCCCCUCCAAUUCUCCGGUGAAUUAAUCCUACUCGUCGCUUUCUUCGUUCUACACACUCCUCCGUUUAACCGUGGAGAUCGUCAAAUCCUAUCCAUAUCAAGCCCUGACGACGGCGUCGUAGCUCUGAUUGUCUUAAAAGGAGGGGAUCUAUAGAUAUUGAGGAAUUUUUGGGAGUGUUAGGGGGAACGAAAGAAUGGUGGAGCCGGUGAACUCUUCGCUUGGGAAAAUGCUCUUGGACGAAGUUAGUCCAGUGGUUAUGGUUCUAUGUACGCCCCUUGUUGAAGAGACGUUCCUCAAGAAUGGUCUAUCCUUUGUGGAGACGCUUNNNNUUUUUUUUUUUUUUUGUUGUGGUGCAGUGCCUGUUCGGACAUCAAGCGAUCAGCUUUAUAGGUUAAAGAAAUUCACAUUGAGAUUGUUUUAUGCCUCCGAUAUCAGACAACCAAACGUUGAGGUUGCAAAGCAACGGCUAGAACAAGUUAUUAGUCUAGCUGGGGAGAAGGAUUUUCAGGAUUUAAAAUCUGACCCUCCUCAAAUUACUGAUAUACUCUCUAAUCCAGAGUCUGAAAUCGCACCCACAUGGUUUCAGUAUUACAAUAAAGAACUUAUACGUACAUUGUCCUUUUCAGACCACGAAGCUUUUGAUCAUCCUGUGGCUUGUCUCUUGGUUGUUUCAUCAAAAGACGAAGAACCUAUACAUAAAUUUGUACAUCUUUUCAACACCAAUAGAUUACCUAAUGAUGGUGUAAUGAACCCAAAUAUUUUGAAGCAUUACUUGUUGGUGCAUGACAAUCAAGAUGCAACAACAGAGAGAACGUCUAAAGUUCUGUCUGAGAUGAGAAGUCAAUUUGGGAAUAAUGAAUGCAACUUACUUUGCACUAAUUCAUCUAAAGAGGGGAACGUGGAACAUCAGUCUAACCCUUGGGCUUCAUUUAAAUCAAGUGUUUCGGCCGACAAACUUGGAUGUGCUCUCACUGGUGACGAUAUUGUGGAGAUCAAAGAUCUGAUGCAAGAGUUUGCUUCCAGGCAUAUUAUUCCUUACAUGGAGCAGAAAGUUCGAGAACUUAAUCAACAGAUUUCUGCAACAAGAAAAGGUCUAAGAAACCAGAUAAAAAACUUAUGGUGGAGAAAAGGAAAAGACGAAGGUCCGGAUGCGACCAAAGGUUCAAUGUAUACCUUUAGCUCCACUGAAUCUCAAAUUAGAAUUUUGGGUGACUACGCCUUCAUGUUGCAUGAUUAUGAACUUGCGUUGUCAAGCUAUCGGUUAAUAUCAACAGAUUACAAGCUUGAUAAAGCUUGGAAGCACUAUGCUGGUGUUCAGGAAAUGAUGGGACUUGCAUAUUUCAUCUCAGACCAGUCAAAAAAGGAAGCUGAGUACUGCAUGGAAAAUGCAUUUAGCACUUAUAUGAAACUUGGGAAGUCUGGCUUCCAAAAUGCUACGAGAUGUGGGCUCUGGUGGGCAGAGAUGCUAAAGGCUAGAGAUCAGCACAAAGAAGCUGCUUCUGUUUACUUCCGCAUAUGUGGAGAGGAACCCUUGCACGCUGCAGUCAUGUUGGAGCAAGCUUCUUACUGCUUCGUGUUAACUAAGCCAGCGAUGCUACACAAGUAUGGAUUUCAUCUAGUUCUCUCAGGAGACCACUAUAAAAGUUGUGAUCAGGUUAACCAUGCAAUUCGUACAUACAGAAGUGCAAUCUCUGUUUAUAAAUCAACUACAUGGAGCCAUAUUAAAGACCAUGUAUAUUUUCAUAUUGGACAAUGGUAUGCAAUUGUUGGGAUGCAUGAUGUUGCAGUUAGAAACAUGCUCAAAGUACUGGACUGUGGCUACCAAUCUAAGGCAACCCAAGAGAUUUUUCUCAGGGACUUUUUCAACAUUGUUAAGAAAACUGGAAUGAAGCAUGAGGUGGUGGGACUUCAACUUCCAGUUAUUAACAUGUCGUCUCUUCAAGUUAUAUUUGAAGACCAUCGCACUUAUGCAUCUCAAGCUUCUGCUCUUGUAGAAGAGAGCAUCUGGCAAUCACUGGAAGAUGAUAUCAUUCCAUCAUUAAAUUCUGGCAAGUCAAACUGGCUGGAGCUACAGUCAAAGCUUCUGCCAAAAAAAUACAAAGAAUCAAAUGUUUGUGUCGCUGGAGAGUCAGUGAAAGUGGAUCUGGAGUUUAGGAAUCCAUUGCUAAUUUCUACUUCCAUAACAAGCGUGUCUCUCAUCUGUGAACUUUCCGCAAAUUCUGAUGACCUAAAAUUAGUAGAUAAUGAGCCAAGUAGCUCAAGCUUGGGUCCUGAGAGUUCCACAGGACAUAAUCAGGUUACAACCUCUGGUGUUUCUUCUUUCACUUUGUCUGAAGUGGAUUUCACAUUAGGUGGAGGCGAGAAAAAAUUGGUGAGACUUACUGUUACCCCUGGUGAAGAAGGUAUCCUCAAAAUUGUCGGUGUAAGGUGGGAGUUGUCUGGCUCCAUCGUAGGUGUGCAUUACUUCCAAUCUGUGCCUGUAAAGGCAAAAACUGCCAAAGGAAGAAGGAAAAACAAACUUACACCCACUGAUGCCUUGAAGUUUUUAGUCAUCAAGAGUCUACCCAGGCUUGAGGGUUCAAUUGAUCAUCUGCCUGAGAAAUUGUAUGCUGGAGAUCUACGUUAUCUUGUUUUAGAGUUGAGAAAUAAGUCAGAAUCCCCAAUAAAGAAUCUUAAAAUGAAAAUUAGCCAUCCAAGAUUUGUAAGUCCUGGAAACUAUAAAGAAGAGCUGACAACCAAAUUUCCAGAUUGCUUAAAGAAGGGCGAUGAACAAAAUAUUCUUCAGCCUGAAACAAAUAGAACAAGUAGUGUAUUUGCAUUUCCAAAGGAUGUAUCACUGCAAGGAGACGGAUCUUUAAGGUGGCCUCUUUGGCUUCGAGCUGCCACCCCAGGAACGAUAUAUUUGUAUUUUACAAUAUACUAUGAGAUGGAAAAUGUAUCAAGCAUCAUGAAAUACCGCACCCUAAGGAUGCAUUAUAAUUUGCAGGUUUUACCCUCUCUACAGACCUCGUUUGAAAUCACCCCCUCUCCAUCAAGAUUGCAAGAAUUUCUUGUGCGUAUGGAUAUCGUGAACCGUGCGAAUUCAGAUUGUUUCCAAAUUCACCAGUUGUCAACAGUUGGGUGCCGGUGGGGCAUCUCAUUGCUUCAGCCUGUUGAUACAAUCUUACCUUCCAAGUCUCUACUCGCUGGGCAAGCUUUAUCAUGUUUCUUUAUGAUAAAGGAUUGCAGAAAAUCCGGGACUGAAGACGAGAAAAACAUGUCCCUUCCUCCCAGCCAAACUGACGUAAAAUUGUUUACUCAGGACGAUGAUGAAAAGCUUUUCGAUAUCGUUAACUCACCUAUAGCAAGCUUUCAUGAAAGUGAAAGGUCAUGUCAGGGACCCUCAGCUCAGGCAAGUGCAAAUACUGUUGACUUCAUUCUAAUCUCUCGCCUGGAAAAAAGCAGCAAUCCGUCAGCAGUUUCUGAUUUACCAAAGAUUAUGUCUCACCAUUCAUGUCACAAUAGUAUCAGAAGCUCGAGCCAGCUGUCGUGGUCACUAGGCGGUCCCCGAACCAUAGACCACGACUUUUCCACCUCCUUGUGUGAAAUAAAACUAAAAAUGGUAAUCAGAAACACAUCUGAUGGAUUAUCAUCUGUGACCAUCAACACCAUUGAUUGUCUACCAGACGCAGCAGUACCAACUUCUUCCUCUGGAAACCAAUCCGGGUGGCGCUACGUGCAACCCGUAACAGAGGAAAUGAAACUAACUUCAGAUGUCAUGGGAAGCCGUCUGGGCAAACCGCCAUCUUCCAUGGAAAGCUCACCUCCUUUCUUAUGGUCAGGUUUAAGUUCCACAAAGGUCCAAAUCCAGCCAUUAUCCACAACCGAGAUCCCGCUGCAGAUAUCAGUUUUCUCUCCAGGUAUCUACGAUCUCUCUUCAUAUAAACUUAACUGGGAGCUUUCUGAGCAUGGAAGUGCAUCAUCAGGGAUAUGUCAAGGAUAUCCUUAUUACCUUACUGUUCUUCAGUCUGAGUGAGCUUUUCUAGAUCUCUUUAAUGGUUGGAUGUGUCCAAUAUUAAAGCAUGAGAAUAUUCUAUUAUGAUGUGCCAUUGUCCUCUUGUGUAUUCAUUUUGAUGGUUUAUGUAUACGUCUGAAUUUUCAAAUUUUGAUUGUAGUAAGUUUGUUGUCAAGAAAUUGUUUUUGUAGGAAAAAGAUGAAUUUUAUUUGAUGCUAAAAGGAAAACCAAAAAAGAUGUAUCUUUUGCGGAAUAAAAGGCUACAGAGAGUCAGAGACUAUCCUGGCCUA
This is a messenger RNA of Camelina sativa (false flax), 4358 nucleotides long. NCBI's taxonomy places the organism in Eukaryota, Viridiplantae, Streptophyta, Magnoliopsida, Brassicales, Brassicaceae. The record is from RefSeq and is a predicted model, not a curated record.